AGAACACAUCACUCUCGUCCCGUGCCCAGGCCAGCGACGGCGGCUGCCCUACGCCGCCGCCUUCCGCUCCGACUGCCGUUGCGCCUCCAUCUUCUCUCUUCCCGCCGUCAGCAGCAGCGUGUCGCCGCCGACUGUGCCGGCGCCCGAGCCGGUGGAGCUCCGAUAUGCCAUUUCCAGGAGCCGAGGCGAGGUGGUGAUCGUGGUACGGAUCUUGGCUUCGGGCAUCCUAGCUAGCGCCAGGAGAGAAGAAAACGCCAGCCCAGCCCGGAUGAGCCGCCGACUUUCCACGCCGGCCCCGCUGGACGACGACGACCUCCUCGGGGAGAUCCUGCUCCGCCUCCCUCCGCAGCCUUCCUCUCUCCCGCGCGCGUCCCUCGUCUGCGCGCGAUGGCGCAGCGUCCUCUCUGACCCUCAGUUCCACGGCCGCUUCCGCAAGCGCCACGGGAAGCCUCCGCUGCUGGGCUUCUUCACGGGAGACGUUGGCAGAAGACAUGUCUUCACCCCUGUCCUGGACUCGCCCGAUCGCAUCCCCGCCGCCCGAUUCUCCGUGCCGUGGAGCCGCAAAGGUUACGACUGCUGGGACUUCCGCGGCUGCCGCCACGGCCUCGCCGUCCUCGUCAAUGACCGCGGGCGCGGGGUUGUCGUGUGGGACCCAGUCACCGGCCAGCACCGCCGCCACCGCGUGCCUUUCUCGCCGAACCCCCGCUACGGCAGCAUAUGGCAGUCUUCCUGGCACUGGCACCCCGCGGUGAUGUGCACAAACGCGGAGCAUGGGCAUGCGCAUGGUGAUUGCUUCUCGAGCCCUUUUAAGUUGGUUUUGAUGUGUAAGGGACCAACACACGCAUUUGCUUGCGUCUACAAUUCGGUGUCUGGUGUGUGGGGAAAUAUUAUCUCGACGGCGACUACCAGUAGUAGUAUCUUGUCAAGGCCUGGCAUCCUCGUCGGGAAUGCACUUCACUGGUUGUUUCGUGCAGGUGGUGGUGUCCUUGUGUUUGAUACUGAAAAGCAGAGCCUUGGUGUGAUCGAUAAGCCGGCGGACAUCAAUGUUACCGACUGCUGGUCCUGUCAGCUCUUACGGACAGGUGAUGAUGGUAACCUUGGCCUCGCUGUUCUGUCAAAAGACUCGAAACCGAGCAUCCAAUUAUGGAAAAGGCAAUCACAGUCUAGUGGUGUUGUCAAAUGGGUGCUUCUUCAGAAAACUAUUCAAUUGGAAGGGCUCUUUGAAUCGAGAAUGUUUAGCGCCUCCAGAAACGCGUUGAUGGUGGGGUAUGACGAGGACUCAAAUGAGAUUGUUCUGAGUACAUAUGUUGGUGUGUUCAUCCUCCAAAUCGAGUCGAAGCUCUUCAGAACUGUCAGUAAAAGACUCCCCUUGGAUGACAAGAUGUUUUAUCCCUACAAAAAUUUCUAUACUGCAGGCAGAGAAGUUGGGUGGAAAUGGGUCAAUCCGGAAUUGUGAACAAUGAUUGCUAAUGUGCCAUGUUGGUUGAAUAAGGUUUCUAGAGUUGCAUCCGGUCUGCUGCAAGUCUGAGUCACACAUCUGGCUGUUCGGUGUAGGCUGUUCCAUUUUAUACGCUGUGUGACAUGUGAUACGGUCGACGCUGAAAUUGUACUCCUCUAUGCACUAUGCAGUAUAUGUAGGUUCAUUAGUGAACUUGCUUCAGUUAAUAGUUGGCUCUGCGAUGUGAGGUGCUAAACACAUUCUCUUCGUGAAGUCCCUGUCUAGUUGAUAUUUUGCCUAGGUUUUCAUGAGCAUGCUACUUGAUAAGGUUACUUUGUUUUUUUCUAAGUGCAAGACAAAUCUUGUGCAAUGCUUUACUUGAAGAAACAAC
This is a messenger RNA of Lolium perenne, 1829 nucleotides long. Its product is annotated as F-box protein At5g03970. Lineage: Eukaryota; Viridiplantae; Streptophyta; Magnoliopsida; Poales; Poaceae. The record is from RefSeq and is a predicted model, not a curated record. Gene Ontology annotation, molecular function: protein binding.